ACAAAUCCAAAUUGUUCCCAAUCAAACCUUGGUGACAGUAAACAUAUACAUAGAAUUAAGGAAAAAAAAAAACAUGGGAUCCCUUGAAACUCCAACCAAGCUUCUUGUUGUAGACUUCAACAAUGAAGACUUGAAACCUGGGUCAACUUCAUGGGCUCAUGCAUGCAAGGACAUUAGGACAGCCCUUGAAGAUCAUGGCUGUUUCAUAGUCCUCUGUGAUAAAGUCUCCCCCCAACUUCACAACUCAAUCUUCCAUGCAUCCCAACAAUUGUUUGACCUCCCUUUUGAGAAAAAAAUCCUUAACACCAACGAAAAACCCUACCAUGGCUAUGUCGGCCAGAUCCCUUUUAUACCCUAUCAUGAAGCCUUUGGGAUCGACCAUGCAACCACCAUUGAAGGUGUCCAAAGCUUUUCCAAUCUCAUGUGGUCCGGCGGAAACCACUCUUUCAGUGAAAGUUCGCAGUCAUUUUCGAAGAUUGUAGCGGAGUUAGAGGAGAAGGUGUUGCGGAUGUUAUUCGAGAGCUAUGGUGUGGAGAAACACUACGAUUCGUACGUUGAAUCGACGGCGUAUCUUCUUCGAUACAUGAAAUACGAAGUCCCUGCAGAAUCGGAUGAAAACAACGUUGUUUUUCCUUGUCAUACCGACAAAACUUUCAUGACGGUCCUUUAUCAGCUGAAUCAAGUUUCAGGGUUGGAAGUACAAGCAAGAAAUGGCGAAUGGAUUUCUGCACAGUUUCCUCCCUCUUCCUUCAUUGUCAUGGCCGGCGAAGCAAUCAAGGGGUGGAGCAAUAGUCGAGUGCUGGCACCCAUUCACAAGGUAACAAUGGAUGCCAAUGGGAAGGAAAAAAGAUACAGUGUGGGAAUAUUCAGUUUCUUGAAGAACAGCAAGACUAUAGAGGUUCCAGAAGAGCUAGUGGAUGAUGAACAUCCAUUGCAGUUUAAGCCUUUCGUGCAUCUUGACAUGAUCAAAUUCUUCGACUCAGACAAGGGCAGGAGAUCCAAGAAUUUACUCAAGGAUUUCUGUGGCAUUUAAUAUUUAAUAUAUAUAUAUAUAUAUAUAUAUAUAUAUAUAUAUAUAUAUAUAUCAUGAUGUUAUGUUAUGUGAAGCUUAUAUUACCUACUAGUUGUUUGUCUCCAAUAAGGUAGUUGUGUCUGCAGUUACGUUAGUUGUUUGCUCCUAGACUUCAUGUGGGUCUCAUUCAUGUGAAUUUCUAGACUUCAUCCUCUACAAUGUUAUAUAUAUUUAAUUUUACUAGAGAAACUUGCAAUUAUUUCUUAAGAGUGAAUUUUAUCAUUCCUAUAUAAUACUCAUUGUGUCUCAUUUUA
Molecule: messenger RNA, 1326 nt
Organism: Ipomoea nil (Japanese morning glory)
Lineage: Eukaryota; Viridiplantae; Streptophyta; Magnoliopsida; Solanales; Convolvulaceae
Product: 2-oxoglutarate-dependent dioxygenase AOP2-like
Exons: 3
Coding region: 74-1033 (319 amino acids)
Molecular function (GO): dioxygenase activity
Source: RefSeq, a predicted model, not a curated record